AUGGACGUCUACCAGCGCCUCUCUGAGGUUUCCGUCGGCAUAGAUGGCAUCCUCGGCGGUCCAGACGACCGCGGCGCAGGCAUGCAGUCGUUCCAGACCCAGAACGGCUGCCCGAGCGCCCACAUCCUCGACGGGGUGCUAGAUUUCAACAAUCGGGACCCGGCGUGGUACCACAGAUCCGCCGCUCCGUCGAUUCACUCCCCGCUGACUCUGAGCAAGUACGAGGACGGCGAGGCGAGCUUCGCGGAGCAGCUGGCGAGCGUCACGGCCGGGAAAGAGGACAUCGACGUGCGUCGCUCGGAGCGCGUCGUACCCAUCCCGACGCAGCCCGGCCCGUUCGCCGCGGGCUCCAUCCCCACGUCCGGCUCGCAGCUCAUCGGCUCCUACCACGACUCGGCGCGUAACAUCUUCCUCGAGGACGACCACGGCGCCCCCUCGCCCCGCCCCCACCACCACCCGAUCAUCUCCCAGCCCGACCUCCAGAGGAUCCUCGAGGCCGGGAGCGACGUCGACCCGUACCCCAAGGUGACGCUCGCGGGGCUGCGCGACCGCUACGCGCGCUUGUUUGGCAAGACCACAACCUCAAACAAUCGCAAGUGGCUCGUCAAGCGCCUCGUCCAGGCGGAAAUGGCCCUCAAGCAGUACGGCACGAUCCCCGAGCUGCUCCUCGAGGGCAUGCGCGGGUCGCACCGGUACAGCACGGCGGCGGCGGGCGCGGGCGGGGGUGCGGGCGGCGGAGGCGUCGUCCCGCGCGGCACGUCGUCGCUGCGGCCCGCGCACGACGACCGCGAGCGCGACGCGUCGGCCGGGCCGGUGCUGCGGAACAUGUCGAUGCCGACCAUGAGUCAGGCCGAGGACCCCCCCGCGCCGCCGCUGCCGCAGGGCGCCGGCGCGCCGGAGUGGCCGAGCUUCGCGGCGGGCGCGCAUCGCAGCCCCUGGGCGUCGCAGCCCGUGCCGCUCCACGCGCACGCGCACGCGCCCGCGCCCGCGCACCACCGCAGCGCGUCGGGCCCGCUGGGCGCCCCCGCGCCCGCGCACCUGCGCAACAGCGUGUCGCUCUCCAACCUCGCGCAGCGCGACUCCUCCGCGCCCACGGGCCACCGCGCCACGAUGCCCCCGCACUUCUGGGACGCCCCCGCGCACGCCCACGGGGGGGCGUCCCACCACCACCACCACCACCACCACCACCACGACCGCGCCGCGACGGACGCCGACCUGGACUUCGACGCCGCGUUCGGCCCGGACUCCCCCCUCCCGCUGCCCUCCGCGGAGGCCCUCGGCAUGCACGCCGAGCACGCCUGGGCGGGCGCCCCGGCGCCGGACUCGGCGCGCACGACCACCACCACCGCGCCGCUCCCGGCCUCGCGCGGGCCGUCCCCGCGCGCCGCCGCCGCCGGCAGCACCGGCGGGCCCCGCGGCACCUCGAAGCGGCAGCCCCGGCCCAACCCGAAGUACGCCGCGGCGCUCGCGGCCGGCGUGGUCGAGGACGACGGAGGCGGCGGCGCCGGCGCGCCCGCGCGCGCCUCGCCCGGCCGCGUGGGCGGCGACAGCCGCGGCACGGACAGCAACGCGUCGGAGGGCAGCGAGGGCACGCACGAGGGGUCCGGCGGCGCCCGCCACGAGAUCACGGGAGGGCUCGCCGGGCUCGGCAUCGGCGCGGCGACGGGGAAGCGCGGCGCGUCGCGCUCGGCCGCCGUCGUGGCCUCGGGCCGCAAGCACCACAAGCCCUGGACGCCCGAGGAGACGCAGGCGCUCGUGGAGGGCGUCGCGAUCUGCGGCGGCGGCAAGUGGGCCGACAUCAAGAAGCUCAACCUGCGCGCGAUCGAGCGCCGCAGCGCGGUGGACCUGAAGGACAAGUGGAGGAACCUGACGCGGAUCGCGCUCGGGCCGAACAACCGCGGCCGCACCGACAAGCGUAAGGACCUCCCCGCGGAGCUGCUGGACCGGGUGCGGGAGCUGGCGAUGGUGCACGCGAAGAGGCCGACGGCGGGCGCGGUGAACUCGUCGCCGACGCCGCGGUCGUACGCGACGCUGCCGCACUCGUACAUGAUGCAGCAGCGGCAGCGCUAG
Pedinophyceae sp. YPF-701 is the source of this 2070-nucleotide messenger RNA. NCBI's taxonomy places the organism in Eukaryota, Viridiplantae, Chlorophyta, Pedinophyceae. The record is from the annotation of a GenBank genome assembly.